AUGACUAUCCUUACUCGGGAGGCUAGCAUCAUGCUGGAAAGGCAUACAUACCAAAUCCCUAAUAACAUCAACUGUAUCCUGUCGAGAACUCUUCCGUUCUUCGCCCUGCCGCUCAUCUGGCAUGGUCACCGGUCAGCACUUUAUAACACUACUCUACAACCUUACAUGAAAAAGAAGACGCUCCAACUUUCUUCUAGGCUCUUAUCAUCAUCAUUACCGCGCCCUAGGCGUGGUCCUCAGGACUCUAAACGUACACCAUGGUGGCCCCUUAGAUGGAAUGAUGCCGACUUAAUCGAGACGAAUAUGCAUGAUUUGGGCUUCCAGACGUCGGGUAUCGUUAUAUUCCGUUGCACUUACAAGAGUGACUCUGACUGGGAAGAAUUCUUGUCUCGCUCUCUCCACAAGGUUCGGACGUCACUAGAAUCUUACCAUGGUCUGGAAUUGCUUGAUUCCUUCAGGCCGCCAAUAAUUGACGACAAGACACAGUUCGACGGGGUAACUCCGGACAAUCUACGGGAUCAGUUCAAUAGGUGGUCGGCUACCGCGUGUGAAGCUGAGCAAGGAGUUCCACUUACUGAAUACCGGUGGCAUUCUACGGCACGGUCUGUUCUGGACAUGCCGCUUGAGUCGCUGGAUGAAUGGAAUAACAGUGGAUUCGUGAUUCUUGUUAAUGGUAGGCAUGAGGUGGACCGGGCUAGUAUAGAGGAAUCUGAUGAAAAGAUAGAGGAUGAUGAUUAUGAGCCUUUACAUGGAUGCACGUAUGAAGAUGUUGGCUGGAUGAAGGUGUGCUAUGAUAUGGCUCAGGUAUAUACUUGCGCUCAUUUGGGAGCAAGCUCUUGGUGGGAGGAGGACUAUAGACGGCCUCCUAAGAUUGCCCUUGGAUUGAUGUAA
Molecule: messenger RNA, 891 nt
Organism: Aspergillus vadensis CBS 113365
Lineage: Eukaryota; Fungi; Ascomycota; Eurotiomycetes; Eurotiales; Aspergillaceae
Exons: 2
Coding region: 1-891 (296 amino acids)
Source: RefSeq, a predicted model, not a curated record